Molecule: messenger RNA, 3311 nt
Organism: Suncus etruscus (white-toothed pygmy shrew)
Lineage: Eukaryota; Metazoa; Chordata; Mammalia; Eulipotyphla; Soricidae
Gene: ZHX1
Product: zinc fingers and homeoboxes 1
Exons: 4
Coding region: 445-3084 (879 amino acids)
Biological process (GO): regulation of transcription by RNA polymerase II
Cellular component (GO): nucleus
Molecular function (GO): DNA-binding transcription factor activity, RNA polymerase II-specific; DNA binding
Source: RefSeq, a predicted model, not a curated record
CAGAGUUGAGUCCCGGGAGCCAAGAUGGCGGCGGCGGGGCCCUGAGCGGGGAGAGCCCGGCAGAGCCGAGGAGAGCGGGCGAGCUGCGGCGCGGCGGGCCCUGCAGGAGAUGGCAGAUAGAUACGUCAAACCUUUUGGUAAUGAUGCCCUGAGCUAAAAACUUCCUAAUUGAAGGGCUACCCUUCUCUGCCAACGACCAGAAUGCUGAGGAAGUUGUGGCAAGUGAUUGGAGUUGUGCUUCAACAAUUUCAGCAGUUCAUCAGUAUUUUAUCUGCCAACAAGAAGCUCUAUACUUGAUUGCACCAUGAAAAAGCUGCUAAUGAGACUUGUUGAGCAUAAAAACGCCCAUGAAAAACCAAAACCCAUUGUUUUCAAGUGAAGAAUAAUGAACACUAAGCCUCAGUGCUUUUUAAUCACCACUAAGAUUUUCCCGGUGCCAUCGUCAUGGCAAGCAGGCGAAAAUCCACAGUACCUUGCAUGGUCCUUGCCAGUGAACAGGAUCCAGACCUUGAAUUAAUAGCAGAUUUGGAGGAAGGCCCUCCUGUGCUUACACCAGUAGACAACUCCAGGGCAGAGAGUGUCUCAAGUAAUGAAGAGCUUCAAGAAUCAGUGACUUCUGACAAUCAGCAAAAUAAAAAAGUUGAAGGUGGCUAUGAAUGUAAAUAUUGCCCUUUUCAAACUCCAGACCUAAAUAUGUUUACUUUCCAUGUGGAUUCAGAGCAUCCCAAUGUCGUGCUAAAUUCCUCGUAUGUUUGCGUCGAAUGCAAUUUUCUUACCAAAAGGUAUGAUGCACUUUCCGAGCAUAAUCUGAAAUACCAUCCCGGAGAAGAGAACUUUAAGUUGGCAAUGGUGAAAAGAAACAACCAGACAAUCUUUGAACAAACCAUCAAUGACCUGACUUUUGAUGGCAGUUUUGUUAAAGAGGAGAAUGCAGAGCAAGCCGAAUCAACAGAGGCUUCUUCCGGAAUUCCAAUUAGUAAAACCCCUAUCAUGAAAAUGAUGAAAAACAAGGUGGAGAGCAAACGGAUCACUGUCCACCCUAACUCCGCCGAGGACAUUCCCGAAGAGAAAGAGAGUGACAUCCAGACGGACCAUGAAGAAACUGUUGAAAAUUUGAGCUCUUCAGCUUCUGAGUCGAAUACAAGCACUUCCGUUGUAAACAAAAUACAUCCAAACACUGCGAGUGCCAUGGUGACGCCCACAACUGUCCUUCCUGGCUUGGCCCAAGUGAUCACUGCUGUCUCGGCACAGCAGAACUCGAACUUGAUUCCCAAAGUCUUAAUUCCCGUCAAUAGCAUUCCUGCCUACAAUGCUGCACUGGACAACAACCCUCUUUUGCUGAACACCUAUAACAAAUUCCCUUAUCCAACCAAGUCCGAAAUCACAGUGUUGUCCGCUCAAGCGAAAUACACGGAGGAACAGAUCAAAAUAUGGUUUUCAGCCCAACGUCUCAAACACGGCGUUAGCUGGACUCCCGAGGAAGUGGAGGAAGCCCGGAGGAAGCAGUUCAAUGGAACAGUACACACGGUACCUCAGACCAUCACUGUUAUUCCCACUCACAUUUCCACUGGGAGUAAUGGGUUGCCAUCCAUCCUACAGACAUGCCAAAUAGUCGGCCAGCCAGGUCUGGUCCUGACACAAGUCGCCGGAGCCAACGCCUUGCCCGUCACAGCACCGAUAGCCUUGACUGUGGCAGGAGUUCCAAAUCCAACCAGCGCACAGAAGAGCCAAGUACCCGCUGCCCAGCCCACUGCAGAGACAAAGGCCACAACAGCUGCUCUUCCACCUCCCCAGCUGGUCAAACACGAGACCACGUUGGCACACCCAGAUUCCUUUGGCAUCCGGGCCAAAAAGACGAAGGAGCAGUUAGCUGAGUUGAAAGUGAGCUACUUAAAAAGUCAGUUUCCCCAUGACUCAGAAGUUAUCAGACUCAUGAAAAUAACCGGCCUGACCAAAGGAGAGAUUAAAAAGUGGUUCAGUGACACCAGGUACAACCAGAGGAAUUCCAAGAGUAACCAGUGCUCCCACCUCAACAGCGACCCCGCAGCCCCGAUUGUCAUAGACUCCAGCGAUGAGACCACGGAGUCCCCUGCCGUCGUCCCGGCUGCGGGGGUUCCUUCCCAGCACAAGCCAACCUGUAGUCCUCUCCCUGACUUCACCCCACCGAAGUUUAAAGAGAAGAGCUCGGAGCAGCUCAGUGCUCUGCAGGCCAGCUUUCUCAAUAAUUCUGUGCUCACCGAUGAAGAACUCAACAGGCUCAGGACGCUAACCAAACUCACCCGGCGGGAGAUCGACGCCUGGUUCACCGAGAAGAACAAAGCCAAAGCUUUAAAGGAGGAGAAAAUGGAAGUGGAUGAGAGUCACACAGGGAGUUCUAAAGAAGAAGUGGGAGAGACUUCUCCUGGGGACGAAUGCCAAGCGCCCAAGCCAGCCAGCGUGGGAAAGAUCUGUAAAAAAACACCUGAGCAGUUGCACUUGCUUAAAAGCGCCUUUGUCAGAUCGCAGUGGCCAUCACCAGAAGAGUAUGACAAGUUGGCGGAAGAAAGUGGGCUUGCUAGAACAGACAUCGUGAGUUGGUUUGGGGACACCCGCUAUGCCUGGAAAAAUGGGAACUUAAAAUGGUACUACUACUAUCAAAGCGCCAAUUCCGGCGGUAUGAAUGGCUUGUCAUCCCUCAGGAGAAGGGGCCGAGGGAGACCCAAAGGGAGGGGUCGGGGGAGGCCCCGAGGGCGGCCUCGAGGAAGCAAGAGAUUUAACAACUGGGACCGGGGAACUUCCUUUAUCAAAUUCAAAACUGGAACUGCCAUCCUUAAGGAUUAUUACCUAAAGCACAAAUUUCUCAACGAGCAAGACCUGGAUGAACUUGUCAACAAAUCCCACAUGGGCUACGAGCAGGUGAGAGAGUGGUUUGCAGAGAGACAGCGUAGAUCCGAGUUAGGGAUCGAAUUGUUUGAGGAAAAUGAGGAGGAGGAGGAAGAGGAAGUGGCAGAGGACCAGGAGGAAGAUGAAGAAGAAACGGAUGACAGUGACACGUGGGAACCACCGAGGCAUGUGAAGCGGAAGCUGUCCAAGUCAGAUGACUGAAAGCUGCCUAAAACAUUGGAAGAGAAUCAGUUCUUCAACUCAAGAUGUCUGAUAUACUGUGAAUAUGCCCAGUCUUUGAGGAUACUGAAAAGAUUUGGGGUCAUAUAUAUUCUGAAAAAUUAGGAUCCAAUACCCAAAAGAAAUAGAAUCUCAUGUUGUGCCAAAGUUAAACUACUGCAGUUGGCGGAAGUUCUGUAAUGUAAAUAGAACACCAAUGAAAAAAACAA